ACUACCCAGAGGACGCGGCCGUCGGGUUCCCGGUGCCGGCGCCAUGAGGCCGUUCUUCGCCCUGUUGCUGCUCCUGGGCCUGGUGGCAGGCUCGCCCCCCUUGGACGACAACAAGAUUCCCAGCUUGUGUCCUGGACAGCCCGGCCUUCCAGGCGCGCCGGGCCAUCACGGCAGCCAGGGUCUGCCUGGGCGCGACGGCCGUGAUGGCCGCGACGGCGCGCCCGGACCUCCUGGCGAGAAAGGCGACGGCGGGAGGCCGGGACUGCCAGGGCCGCGCGGGGAGCCCGGGGCACGGGGAGACACAGGCCCCCCUGGACCCACCGGGCCUGCAGGCGAAUGCGCAGUACCCCCACGCUCUGCCUUCAGCGCCAAGCGCUCAGAGAGCCGGGUGCCUCCGCCCUCUGACGCACCCCUGCCCUUCGAUCGUGUGCUGCUGAAUGAACAGGGCCAUUACGAUGCGGUCACGGGCAAGUUCACCUGCCAGGUGCCAGGGGUCUACUACUUUGCCGUCCAUGCCACCGUCUACCGGGCCAGCCUGCAGUUCGAUUUGGUCAAGAAUGGCGAAUCCAUUGCCUCUUUCUUCCAGUUUUUUGGGGGCUGGCCCAAGCCAGCCUCGCUCUCAGGGGGUGCCAUGGUGAGGUUGGAGCCCGAGGACCAGGUGUGGGUGCAGGUGGGUGUGGGUGAUUACAUUGGCAUCUAUGCCAGCAUCAAGACAGACAGCACUUUCUCUGGAUUUCUGGUAUACUCUGAUUGGCACAACUCCCCAGUCUUUGCUUAGUGCCGGCAGCAAAGUGAGUCAUACCACUCCCUGAGGAGGAAGAGGAGGGUGUGACACUGACAGCCACAUCAUCCAGGAGGGCUGGCCCCUCUGGAGCUGACAUCCUGCUGUGGACAAGGAACGGGGAACCGAGGCUGGCAGCAUGGGGCAGCAGCUGGACUUCUGCCCAAGAACACAGGAGUGGGUUUUGUGCUGCCAAGUCUGGGUGGGUCCCCCAGUUGCUCGGACCCAGGGUCCCAAAGGCAGGGUACUGUCAUUCUUGUCUUCU
Ochotona curzoniae (black-lipped pika) is the source of this 1046-nucleotide messenger RNA. It is a transcript of the gene C1QTNF5, whose product is annotated as C1q and TNF related 5. The record is from RefSeq and is a predicted model, not a curated record. The transcript is spliced from 2 exons. Gene Ontology annotation, molecular function: protein binding. The coding region runs from base 44 to 778 and encodes 244 amino acids. Lineage: Eukaryota; Metazoa; Chordata; Mammalia; Lagomorpha; Ochotonidae.